Messenger RNA from Cokeromyces recurvatus, 1344 nucleotides. Its product is annotated as mitosis protein DIM1-domain-containing protein. Gene Ontology annotation, biological process: mRNA splicing, via spliceosome. The transcript has 5 exons. The coding region runs from base 1 to 1344 and encodes 447 amino acids. Gene Ontology annotation, cellular component: U4/U6 x U5 tri-snRNP complex; U5 snRNP; spliceosomal complex. The record is from RefSeq and is a predicted model, not a curated record. NCBI's taxonomy places the organism in Eukaryota, Fungi, Mucoromycota, Mucoromycetes, Mucorales, Mucoraceae.
AUGAAAUUAUAUGAAUUAUUACCAAACGAAUUAUUACAAAAAAUAGCCGUCUUUUUACCUAGACAAUCUAUAGCCGUACUUUGUCAAACAUCUAAAAUAGGAUAUAAGCUCUUUUUACCUACUCUUUAUCGUCAUAUUGAACUGGGACAUCGAGCCCAAAUGAAGCAACUUGAAGAGGGACUUCUUCAUAAUCAAUUUUUACGAGAAACUCUUAGACGCUACACAUAUCGUUUGACACUUAAAUGUCGACAAGGAGGGGGUCAUCAUUACUGCUGGUUAUUUAUUAUAUCUAUUUUAUGUGCUAAAGAAUUAAUACCGAAUGUGAGACAGCUUUGUUUUCGUGACUUUUUAACUUUGUCCGUGCAUAAAGUCAAUCGAAUUGUGAGAUCCUUACCUUAUUUAACACAUGUUGAUUUUCAAUAUUGCAAUUUAAUUACCAUAGCAACAGAAAAGAUGGAAACGGGGACCCAUCCUCUCAUAAAGGAAUUAAAUUUACUUUGGACAGAUUUUACAAUAGAUGCCAUUCAAGAAUUAUUACAGCAUAUGCCUCAUCUAAGUUGUGUUGUAUUAGGUGCCAAUCAUAAUCGAACCCCUUUAGCGAAUGACGCUGCACUUGAUGCCUUAACAAGACACUGCCCUGAUAUAGAAGCAUUAUCUAUUUCAUUGCAGCAAGUAAAAGAGGGCUCCUUAUGUCAAGCUAUUGAGCUCUAUGGACCUCGACUAAGGCAUCUAUCUAUACGAUGUGAAGGAUAUGAUACGCUAUGGGCUAUUUCAAACUAUACACGACAAUUGCAAGAUUUAAUAAUUAGAUGGUGUUGUGAUAGCAAUAAAGGAGAUGAUCAAAAUAAGAUGAUAAAAGUCUUGGAGAUGUGUAAAGAUUUGAACCGUUUAGAAAUAAUCAGUUGUUGGCCUCUUCACGAUUAUUUUUUACCUCAUUUAACUAACGGUUGGCAAGUAGAUCAAGCAAUUUUAUCAGAAGAGGAUCGAGUUGUAGUUAUUCGAUUUGGGCAUGAUUGGGAUCCUAUUUGCAUGCAAAUGGAUGAAAUUUUGUAUAGCAUUGCAGAAAAAGUAAAGAAUUUUGCAGUUAUUUAUUUGGUUGACAUUACAGAAGUACCAGAUUUUAAUAAGAUGUAUGAAUUAUAUGAUCCAUGCACAACCAUGUUCUUUUUCCGAAAUAAACAUAUUAUGGUCGAUUUGGGUACUGGUAAUAACAAUAAGAUCAAUUGGGCACUUGAUGAUAAGCAAGAAAUGAUUGACUUGAUAGAAAUUGUGUAUCGUGGUGCAAGAAAAGGAAGAGGUUUAGUCGUAUCACUUAAAGAUUAUUCUACCAAAUAUAAAUACUAG